Molecule: messenger RNA, 3202 nt
Organism: Leguminivora glycinivorella
Lineage: Eukaryota; Metazoa; Arthropoda; Insecta; Lepidoptera; Tortricidae
Exons: 3
Coding region: 281-1270 (329 amino acids)
Source: RefSeq, a predicted model, not a curated record
UGCAGCCUGUUGUGGCCCGAAUCGAAUUAAACCAAUUUUAUCUUCGGAUUUUCCUUAUUUUCCUUAUCGUAGAGCAAAUAACAGCGAGUUGGGUAUUCCCUUUGGAAUUUAUUGUGUAAUGUGGUCCCGUGUUUGGGAGAUAGGGAUAAUAUCGCAAGAGUUUUUAACAACGUGCGAAGAAUGAGUAAUAUCAAUCGUGAUAUCAUAGGACUUCAUUGUUUGCACCAUUAAUUCAGUGAUUAUUGCAACCUUCAACUUAUUUAGUGUUUUAAAAAGAACGAUGUUGUUACGUUGUGCGGCGUUAUUUUUGUUUGUAAAUGUUGUGAGGACAUCUGGGGUUGCCGGAUUGAGUAAGGAUUUUGUAAGUGAUGUUAAUGCGAGAUACUCGUUAUGGCCGUCGAUUCACCAUGGGAUGAGAUUGAUGACGAUUCGUAAACGCGAGGUGGAAACGCAAACGACAGUGAAGCCAGAAGUACCCUCUGGUCAAGCUGUGGCUCAGGCUAAUUCAGAAGUUGGAAUCCCGGGCGCUAGUGAAGGACAAUCUACUGUGAAGAGUGGAACUAAGAUUUCUGAGACACCUGUUCUGCCUCACUCUACUGAUAAGCCUCAGUCACCCAAUGUUUCUAAUUCACCUGUAUUGGUUAAUCCACCUGUGCCUCCAAAUAAUGCAACCAAAACUGAUAAGGAUGGUGAAAAACCUCCAAUCACAAAUAAAACAGUGCAGAAACCUGAUAAAAAAAACACAACAAGUGAUAAUUCAACAAGUGUUGACAAAACAAAUAAUGACAAAACAGAAUUACAUAAUGCAACAGCAGGGGAAGCACCUAAAAUCAACCUGAGUGACCCAGGGGUUGUGAAGAGGGCGGCUAUAGUGUUUGGAGGGUUUGCUCUGCUGGCAACAGCUUACUACUUCUUCAUAUACAGGAAAAAAGCUAACACCAAUGAUGCUAAAAACACACACAGCUCUAUUGAUCCAAAUCAAUUCCGCUAUGGUGUGCUACAAUCCGAAGACAAAAGGAGUAACAUGGAGUUAUCCAGGGUGCCGCUGACGAUGGAGUCAGAUGAAGACGACGAUGAGGACUUGGAGAUAUUUGACUUAGGACAGAAGAAAAAGUCACUAUCAUAUAUCAACUUACAACAACAUGAUGAAGAUAUCGUCUUAAAUGACUCGAGAAGUAUAGAUAUGGAGAAUCUCCUUGUGGACAUUGACGACACGAACACGGACACUCUGAUCAAUUGGUCUGGUAAUGGUAGUAAGUCUGUUUUAUAAUAAGUGUUUAGAUUGCAUUGCUCUUAAAAUUUUGUUUUAUUUUUUUAUUGAUUUGUUCAUAUAAAAUAUGUGACCUUUUAGAAAAGAUACUCGGAAUGUUAUUCCAAAAAGGGUUGACAAAUUUUAUAUGAAUCAACACGAAAAUGUUGCAUUUAAGAAGAUCUUAUUGAUAAAUUGUUUAUUGUUGUAAUUAGACAUAUAACUCUAUGUCUAUGUUAAUUGAGUAUGUUUAAGCGCCUAACUGCUGAGCGGAGGCCUUUUACAUAUGGAAUAAAAUUCUUAAAAUACGCGUCAUAGGAUGUUAUGUUGAAUGACUGUGUAGCAUUAAGUCUGGUACUUAUUGAAUCAAGGCCAUGUAUUUGAAAUUGAACAAGACUCAAUGAGUCUUGCAUGCCGUAGCAACAAACAAUUGUUUGUGAGUAUUCAGUCAUGCCUGAUAACAUAUGUAAAUACUUAGUUGGAUUUCGUUUCGUUGUAUGAUUCUUGACCUUGGAUUCGCUUUGAGCAAAUUAUGUCUAAGUUUACAUUGUUAUCAACUUAUCAUGUUUAGCUAAAAAAGGGAACGACGUUUUUUAUAAAACGUAAUACUGUUGUUAGUAAGAUCUGUGGGUAUACCUAACAAGAUAUCGUCACUACUUUUAAAAAAACUUGUAUCUUCGUCUGUCAAUGAAAAGAAAAUUGUAGUAAGUAUGUAUGGAAUGCAUAUAGACUUACUGCGUUUUAACUUUGAGGAACAGCGUGAGAUACGAGAUUUUUUAAAAGUAGUGACAAUAUGUAUAGCACAUAUUUUCGAUCAAAGGUGUAUUAAAAGUUUGUGUUGGUUUAGAUACUAAAUUUUACAAAUGAGCGCACUAAGGAAUGUGGCGGUCUUUUUUAAUACCAAAAAUUACUAUGUCUUGGCUUACUUUAUUACUAAACAUAGAAGUGAAAAUACUAAUUUUUAAACUUCAAAAAGAUGGUGAUAAAAAUUUAGACAGGCUGCACACCCUUUUUGUUACCAGAUGGUCCUUAGGCUUGCCUGAGAAUGUUCACAUGUAAUAGUACCUAUGUUGAAGGUUGUGUUAUGAUUUUCUUUACCUUUUGGCGUGGAAAGCUUUUGAAAUUGAUUGUAGAUCUCAGUACUGAUUUUAUAAAAGUAGAAGCUAGACGGUUUGCUUCUUACCUACAGGUUCACCCAUGAUAGGUUUACAUACCUCUGAUAAUAACUAAGCAAUCAAAUCUCUCAUUCAUAAUGUUGUAGGUGCUUAGUUAACAAUGUUAACAUGGCAAUCGUUUACGCGUUGGAACUAAUAUGGAAGAGUAGACAAACAGGAAGCGUUUUUUUAUGCAAAUGUAUGUUUAUCGUCUCGCAUUCCAUAUUUUAUUUAUUUUGAGGAAUUGAUGUUGCAUUUAUCCGAGCAUUUUUGGUAUCUGGACAGCUCGAGGUUAUAAUAUUGUAAUGGUGUAAAUUAAAUAUAUGUCUGCCUAAAUUGGACCUAAGUUAUCUAGGGUAAACUACCCAAUGUUUGCACUGCCUGUAGUUUUAUUAAAAAGUUAAUAUGUACCAAACAUUAGUGUUAGGUAGUUUACCUUACUGCGAAAUUCAACUUAUUUUUUUUGUGCAAAUGUAACGAAUUCUCCGUUAAAAUUUAAGAAUAAGAUAUAAGAUAAAACUUUGAAGGCUUUGAAGUUUAGGUAGAUACAGUCACCGGCAUAAAUACCUAAGUGAUGAUUUCUGUACCUUGUCGCUUUAAAUCGUUUGAAAAUUUCGUAUGACAUUUCAAACAAGACGCUAAUGUGACAAGGUAUAGAAAUCAUCACAUAUUUAUGCCGGUGACUGUACCUACCAAAUACUAAUUUUCUGUCUGUCCUAUGUUUGUAAUACAUUGUAUACUACUGAUUAAGCACCAUUGCAUUGGUAUGUUAUUUUGUAAGAAUAUCAGAUUAUAAUUA